GUUAGCGUUUUGCCGCUGCAAAACCCUAGCAAAACCAUUUCAAGCAUCAGUUCUCAAUCCGGCUAGGGCUAGCGCUAGCCGUCUUCUCUCGCUCUCUAUACAUUUCUCUUCUCCGGCAUUACGAUUUCCGAUUGCUUACCUUCAAGAUGUCGAUGUCCAAGGGAUCUAAAAUGCUGCAGUACAUCAAUUACCGUAUGCGAGUCACGAUCCAAGACGGUCGUCAACUCAUCGGAAAAUUCAUGGCCUUUGAUCGACACAUGAAUCUCGUACUCGGUGACUGCGAGGAAUUCCGUAAGCUUCCUCCUGCUAAAGGCAAAAAGAACGAAGAACGAGAAGAACGCCGCACGCUUGGUCUCGUUCUCCUCCGUGGUGAAGAAGUUGUUUCCAUGACUGUCGAAGGACCUCCUCCUCCAGAUGAAUCCAGAGCCAAGGCUGCAGGAGCCGCCGCGAUGUCUGGCCCUGGAAUAGGUCGAGCCGCAGGACGCGGCGUUCCUACUGCUCCCUUGAUCCAGGCACAACCAGGACUUUCUGGUCCUGUACGUGGUAUUGGAGGUCCUGCACCAGGAAUGAUGCAGCCACAGAUUGCUCGUCCACCUAUUCCCCAGCUUUCUGCUCCGCCUAUUUCUUAUCCGCCUUCAUCUGCUCCGGUUAUGCGGCCGCCUGGACAGGUUCCACCUCCUUAUCCUGGACAGCCACAACAAUCAAUGGUACGAGGUCCGCCACCUGGUAUGCCGCCUCAGUUCCCUCCAAGGCCAGGGUCUGCGCCUCCACAAUUUUCAGUUCCUCCUCCACAUUUUGGGCAGCGUCCGAUGGUUCCUCCUCCACAAAUGAUGAGAGGGCCACCACCUCCAGGUCAACAACCUCACCCAGGGAUGCCUGGAAUGCCACCUCCUCGCCCUGGAAUGCCUCCUCCACCUGGUGGCUCUGCUGUUCCUGUUUUUGGUCCUCCUCGUCCUGGUAUGCCCCCUCCACCAAACCACCAACACCAUCAGCAGCAGUAAUUCGGAUAACCUACAAGCAGACUGUUGUUCAACUUUUGGGAUUUUAAACCAAGCAUUCAUUCUUCAAAGGUUAUUGAUUGGGGUUUUAUGACAUGGUUCAUUGGAUUGGUGGGUUUUGAACUUGGGGGUGUUAGAAAGCGACACAUCAUUUGAUGAUCAAUUUAAUUUACAAAAUUCUGCAUCUUGGGGUUUGUUGCUUUGAAUUGUGUCUAAUUUUCUUGUGUUAUCU
Impatiens glandulifera is the source of this 1230-nucleotide messenger RNA. RefSeq names its product small nuclear ribonucleoprotein-associated protein B'-like. The transcript has 2 exons. Gene Ontology annotation, cellular component: U2 snRNP; cytoplasm; U4 snRNP. Gene Ontology annotation, molecular function: RNA binding. The coding region runs from base 147 to 1001 and encodes 284 amino acids. Lineage: Eukaryota; Viridiplantae; Streptophyta; Magnoliopsida; Ericales; Balsaminaceae. The record is from RefSeq and is a predicted model, not a curated record. Gene Ontology annotation, biological process: mRNA splicing, via spliceosome.